CUUCUACUCUCUGUAUUUUUGCUACCUAAUGUGAACACUGAGAGAUUCCCAUACCUCAGCUAUCUAGCUAAAAGCUAUACAAUUUUUUCUGUUUCACUGUAAUGCCUGGUAUAAAACAACCAACACUGAAAUACAAGCACCUUCAAAAUAAAAUUUUACCCAUGAGUAAAAAAAAAAAAAGGGUCUAAUGGAGAUCGUAAUAACCAUAUAAAAUAUUUUUGACCAGUGUCAUAUAAAGAUGGCUUCAGUGUUGUCUUGCAAGUCUCCAACCCAUUACAGAAAGAUUUAAUGUAAUCCAUGCUGCAUUUAGUGUUUUCCUUGGAACUGCAAUCUUCUUCUGAGAAAUAUGUUCAUCCCCAGCCCCUGUUUACAAAGUAGAUGCCAACUAGACUGGGUUCAGCCGUGUUUAGAAGGUCAGUGUUAUGGGGAUUUAAACAGAAAACAAUAAAAAACUCCAUAAACAAACUGGAGUAGUUCUCACUGGCAGUUCAAAAAUGCUUCCAUGGGGCCAUGCAAUGUUUAUCUCAGAUUCAGUAAAACUAUACUGUAGAACUCAAAUUCUCUCAGCUUUCAGUAAAACUAUACUGUAGAAGAACAACAACAAAAAUAUUUUUUGUGUGUUCUUUCCAAGCAGCUCCAAAAUCCGCAGAAAGAGCUUCAGGAUGCCAGAGCCUGCAAAGUCCACCUCUGCCCCCAAAAAGGGCUCCAAGAAAGCUGUGACAAAGACCCAGAAGAAGGGCGAUAAGAAGCGACACAAGAGCAGGAAAGAGAGCUACUCCAUCUACGUCUACAAGGUGCUCAAGCAGGUCCACCCUGACACUGGCAUCUCCUCCAAGGCCAUGGGCAUCAUGAACUCCUUUGUCAAUGACAUCUUUGAGCGCAUUGCUGGAGAAGCCUCCCGCCUGGCCCAUUACAACAAGCGCUCCACCAUCACCUCUCGAGAGAUUCAGACAGCUGUGCGCCUGCUGCUCCCAGGAGAGCUGGCCAAGCAUGCUGUCUCAGAGGGCACCAAGGCUGUCACCAAGUACACGAGCUCCAAGUAGCCAGAUGCUGCCUCUCCAAUGGGACCAUCAAGCACCAAACCCUCCAUACAAGCACAGGUAGGCAGCCAUGGUGCGGAUAAGUGUCACAGCUAUUAUCCACAGCAAUUUAAAGCCUUGGGAAGGGCAUGAGAAGCUGUCUGGUGGAAGAGGAGACAGUGAUCUGGAUGUUGGCUGGUUUUCAUAGUCUUUUGGGGGCAUGUGACAGGUUCUGCAGGGCUGGUGGAGGAGACCUCUGCUUUCACAUCUCAUCUGAAGGACUGACUGACUGCAGUAUGUCCAGAGUCUCCUCUGUGCUUGGUAAACAUGCAUGUUCAGCACUGCCAGGGGAGACUGGCAGUGGCAACACGGAGAUGCCGUCUCUGAAGUCUUCCUGUUUGGCUGCCUUCUCACAGUCAUCCAAGAUGGGCACCAGGGAGUUGGCACUGGUAUCCUCUCCCUCGUAGCCCAGAUCCAUCCUGUGUAUAGUGGCAAAAGUGGCAUCAACAGCUAUAAGCCCAUGGGCUGUAGAAUAAAACCCAUCUUGUUUUGACAUCUGUCUGUGCUUGACAGCCCACUUUAAAGAGCAAGCCAGGCAGGCAGAGGUCUGGGAUGAUACCCAGUGCUGUUCCUCCUCAUCAUUCCUGAUGGAUGAGCCACUGAGCAGGCUGAGGGUGAUGGUGCUGGAGCUGCCUGCUGCCUCCCACCCAGGCAGACAGACAGACAAGGGAUGUUGGGGCUGGGUCACUACCUUCCCCAGCUGCUGCUUUGCAGGCUUUAGGGCUUGCUUUGGUGUGCAAGACAUUGCUAAUUCUGCUGCUUUACAGAGAUUUUCCUGCCUUAAUGCUGCCUGGGCACUCCCUUCCACCGUAAGUGUGGGUGAGACAGGGUGGUCCCCAUGAGGGUCUCCUCUCUGGGCACUGGGAUGCUGCAGAACAAACAGCACAGAGGUGUUGGGAGUUAAAGUUUGGAAAGGCAUCUGGAGUGGGAUCAGAGGUUGUUCAUGCAGUCUAGGGGAGAGGCAGGCCCCUCAUGAAGAUCACUGCAGACAACUCACCUGGCCUUGCCUUCCCUGCUUUAUUCACUGGUUAGAAAGCAAAAGCAGAAACUGAGACUGGGUGGAUAUAUAGGGAUGCUUUCCUGCAUCCCAGUUAUAGUUUGAAGAUUAAAUAAUUUUAAACUACUUUGUUUACUCCCCACGUCUUCUCCAAGUCCACAGUAAGGUGAGCAAUAAUAAAAUGCUGAUAAAAUCCAUAGAGAUUAGUGAAGGAACAUCUUGGUUACAGGUUUAUCUUGCCCAAACAGCUCAAUAGCAGAAAAGCAUGCGUAGAACUGAUGUGAAGUUGAAGCUUCCUACUCAAAACACAAAAUUAGCUGACAUUUAAAAAAAAAAGAUCAGAAUCCCUAGUAGGCAGUAGCACUUGGAUGAAAAAUAUUCAUGUCUAAAAUAAUAACUGCUUUCCACAGCUUAUUCUGUAAAUAAAAAGGGCAGCAAAGACACAGGAUCCAGCACUAAGUGCAGGCUCUCCCCAGACACCCAAGACCUUGCUUUAAAUUCAGAGGUAAAUUCAUAUCCUGAAAUGGCAGCCUCAGUGUAUCUCUCACUUUCCCCUACAUUUAUCUCUACCCCAUUUUUUUACACUUUGAGAACAAUGAGGACCCUUGAUGAAUUUAAGUUGCUUUUGGAGCUGUAGGUCUCUGCAGCUCCAGAAGAUUCAGUAAUUUGGUUGUUCGGUUGUUGUUUUGGUUUGUUUUUUUUAUAACAGUGUUGCAGUCAUUUUCUAGUUGGUCUAUGGGAAGAACCGUGUGGACCUGCUCAACCAAGAGCACCUCAGAAACCCAAGAGCAGCAUGAGUCAUGUGUGCUCUCUGUGCAAGAGUGAAGGUCAAGUUGCUUGUGGGCUGCUUUCAUCCUUCUGCUUUGGGUUUGAACACCCCACACCCAAAAAGGUCCUUUCUUCCCUUACUUUGCUCAGUGGUAGCACACAGCCGUGUUUCAUACCCUCAUGCCAGCAGAAAUCCCUAGCCAUAUCCUUCAAAAAGGGCAAAAGCUGUCAGCACCCACAAUGAGCAGUACCUCUGUUCAGUAGCAUUGGUGACCUGGAUCACUGGGCCAAGACACUUUUUGAAGGUUACAGCUUAGCACUCCCUUUUGCUUUCUAAUCAAAUAGAUACCAAAGAUGAAAAUGUACCUGCAGUGGGCCUAGAGCAAACAUCCUUGGCUGUCUCCCACCAGGAAUUAGACAGAAGAUGAUGCAGAAGGGGAAUAUAGGGAGUGAAGAGCUGACUGGCAGCACUGGAGCUUUCCCCUUCCAUCCCUAUGAGCUGCAAGUCAGAAUUCAUCCCCUUGGGGAGUUCUCCUGAAGGCAGGAAUUCAGAGUGGAAUACAUCCUCUCCAGUCCAAGCAAUGUGUGUGUCAGGACACACAUCUCCCAGGAUUACCUGACACAGCCUCUAAAUCCUCACUCUUUCAAGCAGAGCAGAAUCCUGCUCCAGUCUCUGCAGGCUACAAGAAGUCAGGAAAAUAAAAUGAGGGUUUGUCCCUCCAGGGUCUCAUGGGCAGCUCAGGGAGCUGGGGACAAGGCUGGGCACUUGGACAAGAGCUGCUGGCCUCAUAAAUGUAUUGACAGUACUGGUCUCAUUUUCUUCUGCCACUAUUGCCACUUCAUUUUUGGAGAUUGUGUCAGAGAGCAGAGAAAUGGCAAUUUAAAGCUAUAAAAAUACUUGAAGGCUUAAAGAGGAUUUUUAUACUGUCUAAAGUCAGAUGACUGAGACUUGUCAUGACCAUCCAUAGUUUAGGCUGUCGUUUCACACAUCAUUUGCUCUUCAUUCUGGCUUUGUAUGUAUUUACUUGUCCCUGACAAUGCUGAGCACAGGACUGAGGAACCAAUUCAGGUUAAAAUGAACCUUUUUUCUUCUUUUCUUGCAAGCUUUGUUUUAACCCAGUUCAGGUGGCUGCUCUGAUCUGUCACUGUUUUACAGGCUUGUGCCAGCCAAGGGAAGGAAUGAUCCAGAAAGGGCAAGGCUGGCAUAAGCUGGGACUGCCACAGUUGGCAAAUUGAUGGCCUUAGUGUCAAGAGAAAAUUAAGAAAAGAAGCCUGUGUCUCCUGUGGUGGUCCAGUUAGCAGCAAAGACGUGGCUUUUAAAUACACUGAUAUGGGUGUUACUCUUUUAUUACCUUUGCAGUGCCCUACAAGCAGUUUCUCUAACAGUCCUGACAGUGGAAUUCAAAAACAUCCCAUUUCUGCAGAUUGCAGAGGACUCAGGUGUCACACAAGGGAAAGGGAGCAGAUUGGGAAGGGGACUGCUCCCAUGCAGCCACCCAGCUGUGGUGGUUGGAGGCUCCUUGCUCAGCAAGCAAGGAGCAGGCAAGGUAGCAUGUCCUUCCUGUGCUGCCUGCUGCUGUACAGGCACAUACUCGCAGCACUUGAGCGGGAAUUAUUUUGACUGUGAUGAGCUUGGACUGAGCCUUAAUAAUAGAGGCAGUAGAAAAUGGUCUAAAUGUUCACCCAUCGAUUGUCUACUCAGUUGUAUGAGGUGUGACAGAUUCCACAGUUCCCUGGUAAGGGGAUUAGCUGCAGAAGAGGAGUUCUGCACUUCAGGAUCCAUGCUUUUUAAAAAAAUGUAUUUCCAGCUCUAUACUAAGUCCCACUGUUCCUACCUGAUUCCUACUGCAAUCCCAGAAGCAUCUCUGGGCCAUUCCUGUGUUUUGGCAAUUAAAAACAAAAAAAUCAACUGCAUUCUGAAAGCUGAAAAAGGAAGUUGAAAAGAGUAAUACAGCCUUGUUAUUAACCUCAUAUUAACCCUGUGUACAUCACUGCAUGAGUUGCUUGUUUUCAUGUACAAUUUAAGUGAUAAAAUUAGCUGCUAUAGAUCUACUCCUGAUUUUCCACCCUGCUUCUCUGGAAGGGCUUAAGAUGCAUCUGCUCUUCACAGCAGAGCUGAACCUACAGAACAAACAAGCAGCAAGACGCACAGAGGUUUGUUCCUGCUCAAGACAGACAGGUCUUUAGUCAAACAUGGGGAAAACAAGAGUAGAACCAAGUGUGUAUGCCUGUCCUGGACACUACUGAGUGUCCUGGGAAGGGAUGUCUGAGAUGAAGAGCCAUGCUCAGAGGAACUGCAUGGCUGUGUGCCCUUCUGCCCUGGUGAUAGGCAGCCAUGUGGAGGUAGCCCCAAGUCCUGGCUGCCCCUGGACUCAAGCUUGCCAUGGCCUCUGCACAGCCCUGAGCAUUUGUCACAUCAUAGUGUUUCCUGAUCGUUUACAUCCAGACCAAUUGUUUACAGGGAAAGGAAGAAUGUGGACUAAAUCAUAAAAAUCACUUGCUACCAGAAUUUCUGGAGUUCCCUGGGACCAGCACCUGGGGACCAAUCUUUUGUGCUUACUCUCCAUGCAUGGUAUCUUGUGGGCUUAUAUACACAGAGUUUUUCAGACAGUAAGUGCUACAUCAAGUAUGAUCUAUAUUAUAUUAUUGCUGUGUUACCACCUGUCUUACUGCUAAAUACCUGUUUUCUGUUAAAUGUAUAAAUAAAAUGUUAAUGCCAA
This is a messenger RNA of Apus apus (common swift), 5564 nucleotides long. RefSeq names its product histone H2B 5-like. The record is from RefSeq and is a predicted model, not a curated record. Lineage: Eukaryota; Metazoa; Chordata; Aves; Apodiformes; Apodidae. Gene Ontology annotation, molecular function: structural constituent of chromatin; DNA binding; protein heterodimerization activity. Gene Ontology annotation, cellular component: nucleosome. The transcript has a single exon. The coding region runs from base 663 to 1043 and encodes 126 amino acids.